This is a messenger RNA of Trichoderma harzianum CBS 226.95, 783 nucleotides long. RefSeq lists its product as hypothetical. The coding region runs from base 1 to 783 and encodes 260 amino acids. The transcript has a single exon. NCBI's taxonomy places the organism in Eukaryota, Fungi, Ascomycota, Sordariomycetes, Hypocreales, Hypocreaceae. Gene Ontology annotation, cellular component: nucleus. The record is from RefSeq and is a predicted model, not a curated record. Gene Ontology annotation, molecular function: nucleic acid binding.
AUGGCUCCGCGCUGGCCACACACUAUUUCUACCUGGCGGCCAAAGAAGCCAAAGACACAAUUCAGAGACGUAACUCUUGUAGGUAUCGACAUUGACGAGCUUAAAGAGCAACACGGUCUGCCGGUACAAUUCCACAUUGGUAUCUCUAUCCUACACACCAAGGAUCUGCAUAGUCUCUGCCACACUUCUUUACCAUGGACAGAAUCGCAAGCAAAAGUUAUACGAUCAUAUCACUGGGUUACUCAAGAUCCCACUUAUUUUUGCACAAAAGAUAAUCGCUUUUGCUUUGGUAAACAUAAAUGCAUUCCGCUCGCCAGCCUAAAGGAGAAUCUGGAGAAGCUUCUUAAGCCACAUCAUCCAGUGAUCCUUAUCGCCCACGGAAUCUCUACGGAAAAAAAACUUCUUCAAGAUCUUAACAUUAAUCUUAAGCCAAUUUUCAUAAUUGAUACAACAAAGGCUGCUCACUAUCCCCUCCAGGAUUCUCGCAAUUAUAGCCUCAAGCUACUCCUACAAGUCUUCGGCAUCCCCGUCACAAGCGGAAUGCUUCACGUCGCUGGUAAUGAUGCGCAUUUUGUGCUUAGGAUUCUACUUAUGAUUGCUGUAAGCGAUGUACGGCGAGAAUCUAAGGAUACCCCAACGUGGGUGCCCGUAUUCGAGGCGAUUGCGCGCGCGCCGUUGCCACAAAUGCCACUGACACUACACGAAAAGGCGGUGAUUGGAAACCGGAAAGCGAAGGGUCUCGAGCGGUUGGCGGAGGACAGAGCUCAAGACCAGGCACGGUGA